AUGGUGAACUUCUGCGAGCUGUGUGGCGGAGAAGCCGAUCUUCACUGUGCAGCCGACUCAGCUUUCCUCUGUAUCUCCUGCGACGGAAAAUUCCACGCCUCUAAUUUCCUCUUCUCCCGCCAUCUCCGCCGUAUCAUCUGCCCUGAUUGCAAAUCCCUUACCGGAGAUUUCGUCUCCGGUCCUCUUCCUCCUUGGCCUCCGACAACAACAACCUGCUGCUCUAGAUCCUGUUCUUCUUCCUCCGCUUCGUCUUGCUGCUCGUCUCUGGAUCGUGUCUCAAGCUCCGAUCUAAGGAAGAAGAAGAAGACGACGCGUCUUGUCGUGAACAGAGAACGAGGGAGAGAGAGAGGAGUGAAAGCCGUCGCGGAUGGCAUUUUUGUAAAUUGGUGCGAUCAAUUAGGACUAAACGGGGAUUUGAUAAACGGCGUCGUUUCGUUGGCAUCUCUCGCUUUAGCCGUGGAGUUUAAGCCGAGGGAGACGACGAAGAAGGUGGUUUUAGCUGCGGCGUUUUGGUUCGGUGUUAAGAGGAGUUCGAAGAAGAAGACGAUGAUGACGUGGCCGAGUUUAAAGAAAGUGGAAGAUGUAACCGGAGUUGCAUCUGGAUUGAUACGAGCCGUUGAGAGCAAACUGGCGCGUGCAAUGACGAUGCAUCUUAGACGGUGGCGCGUGGACUCUGAGGAAGGAUGGGCCGAAAACGACAACGUUUGA
This is a messenger RNA of Arabis nemorensis, 708 nucleotides long. The record is from the annotation of a GenBank genome assembly. NCBI's taxonomy places the organism in Eukaryota, Viridiplantae, Streptophyta, Magnoliopsida, Brassicales, Brassicaceae.